Messenger RNA from Plodia interpunctella (Indianmeal moth), 3981 nucleotides. RefSeq names its product Endo-beta-N-acetylglucosaminidase (gene ENGase). The transcript has 14 exons. Gene Ontology annotation, cellular component: cytoplasm. Bases 310 to 3558 code for a protein of 1082 amino acids. Gene Ontology annotation, biological process: protein deglycosylation. The record is from RefSeq and is a predicted model, not a curated record. Gene Ontology annotation, molecular function: mannosyl-glycoprotein endo-beta-N-acetylglucosaminidase activity. Lineage: Eukaryota; Metazoa; Arthropoda; Insecta; Lepidoptera; Pyralidae.
AUAUUUCUUCCAGUUUUUGACGUGUCGUUUAAUAAAACAAUUACAUAUAGCAUUUAUUAAAUUCGCGGACGCGGUUUAGUAAAUUGUAAUUUGUAAUAGAAAAAAAUAAUUGUUUGUAUUUUUUCUUGGUAGCAAUUUGACAGAUGUCAUAAUCAGCUGUGCUUUUAAAACCAAUUGGCCGAAAGUAAACAAUCAGAUUUCCUAUUGUUUUUCUUCGCGAAUUUCGCGUUACUUACGUGUAAUUCAUAUUAGUUAGCAUUUAAGCUAUGUAAAUAUUUAUGUUAAGUUCUAGUGUAUAUUCGAAACAAUAUGACACGUAGAAGUGAUAAAAGUGAUAGGUUUAUACCAUUAACUCCAGAACCAACCUGUAAACCACUGGAUACUUAUGAUGAUAUUAUAUCAUUUGUUCAAAAACCCCCUUCAUGGAGGUCUUUGUGCAAGGAGAUAACGCCUCAUAGUAAGGAAAAGAUAAAGAAUAUGUCUUUGAAUUCUUUGGUGGGUAUGAUAAGUCCCGACAGACCGCCAACUUUCUGCCACUUCAGCCCGGAUUCAGAGGACGUGGAGAGACAGAGCGCCGACUCCUUGCCGAGGACGCUGGUCUGUCAUGACAUGGCCAAUGGAUAUCACGAUGAUAGUAAGAUCGACGGCACUACAAACCACUUAGCGUACACAUUCUAUCACUGGGCGGGGAUUGAUAUCUUCUGCUACUUCAGCCACCAUCUCAUCACCAUUCCUCCACUAGGCUGGAUCAAUGUGGGCCAUGCGCAUGGGGUCAAGGUUAUUGGCACAGUGAUCACGGAGUGGGCAGAAGGGUACGACUUCUGGGAGUACGUGUUGUCGUCUGAGCAGCAGUACCAGCUCAUGGCCGACUCGCUGGUCAGCAUCGCCAAGCUUCUGAAGUUCGACGGCUGGCUGCUCAACAUCGAGAACAAGAUCUCCCAGCCCCUGGUGCUGGUGGAGUUUGUCAAGUACUUGCAUAAGAAGUUGCACGAAGAGAUCGAGGACUCUGUGCUGAUCUGGUACGACAGCGUCACCAUCAAGGGCAACCUCAACUGGCAGAACGGACUCAACCAGAACAACAAGGCGUUCUUCGACGUGUGUGACGGGUUCUUCACGAACUACUCGUGGAAGGAGAUAGACGUGGCCAACAGCGCGGAGGCGGCGGGAGACCGGCUCACCGACCUGUUCAUCGGCAUCGACGUGUGGGGCCGCAACUUCUACGGCGGGGGGCAGUUCAACACGGCCGAGGCGCUGGAGCUGGCGAGCAGCUACGGAUGUUCGCUGGCGAUCUUCGCGCCGGCGUGGACGCACGAGACGGCGGAGCGCCGCGACAUCGCGCUGGCGGAGCACCUGCCGCUCGCGCAGGCGCUGGAGCUCCGCGAGCGCGCGCUGUGGGGCUCGCUGUGGCCGCACCUGCACACUCGCCUGCCCUGCACGCUGCCCUUCCAGACCUCCUUCUGCCGCGGACACGGCCUCAAGCGCCGCCUCUACGGGGAGGUGCUGAGCCCGUCGCCGUGGUACAACCUGCGGCACAUGCAGUACCAGCCCAACGCCGUCUACGGCCCGCACGGGUACCUGCUGUCCACGCCGGAGACCAUCAGUGCUGUAUCGCGGCGCGACGUCAUCCGCGACAAGAAGGGCAUCAUCAAGUACCAGUCCGCGUUCGAGUGCAGCCGGCACGAGCUGCACACCGUGCGCAGCACGCGCGAGCUGGAGGAGCUCACGCGCGAGCACCACGACAGCGUGGCCGCGCUGGCGCUGGGGGAGCAGCAGCGCCGCGGCCGCGACGACGACAGGAAGCACACCAUGAAGAAUGUCUUCAAGCACAUGUUCCGAUUUCUCAGGAUGAAACGUCGUUCAGACGAAGAUGAACCACAAUCGUGCAGCCAACAGGAGAAAAUCGACGAGCAACACGACAAACCCCAAGACGACAUUCAAGACAAGACACACGACACGGACGGCGACCAACACGCGCCCGUCGAAAUCCGCGACGAGUCGCCCGACAAGAGCAAAGACGACACCGACGACGGCCAACAGGACAAGAGCGACGAGCGGCAAGACAAGCGCAGCGACGGGCGCAGGAUCCACGAGCGCGGACACGUGCACAUCCGCGACGAGCUGCACGACGAGGCGGACGAGGCGCGCGAGGCGGGCGAGGCGGACAAGCGGCUGCAGUCGGCGCAGUCGCUGCACGACGUGCGCACGGGCUGGUCGCUGCGCACGCUGUCCGUGCACAUCAGGCUGGGCGGCGGGCUCGCGCGCCACGCGCGUCUCGCGCUCGCCUGCGUGCCCGGCGAGGCGCCUUGUCUCGAGCCCUACUACGAAGACUGCUACAAUGGCGGGUCGUGCCUGCGCGUGCACCCGUCGGACCAGAUGUCGCCGGAGCACCGCUGGACGCGGCUGUUCCACUGCGACUUCACGUGUGACGGCGACGUCGUGCUCUGCGUCGUCACCAAGACCUUGCCCGACUACCACCACCAGUACCUCAAUGUCAAGCUGUUCGCGCGUGACUGUUUGUACCGCGAAGUUCGCGUGACGUGCGUGGGGCGGAACGCGCCUGGCGGGGGCGCUGGCGGGGGCGCGGGCGGGGGCGCGGCGAAGGACGCGGGCGCCACGCUGGCGUCCACGCGCGCGCUCACGCUGUACCCGCUGGCCGAGGGCGCCGAGCUCAAGCAGUUGCAGAAGUACCUGCUGCUCAACGAGCCCGGCUUCUACAUGUCGCCGGAGAACUCCUUCGACUGGAAAGUCAGAUACUACCGCGUGCCGCUGCGCGCGUGCGUGAUCACGUCCGUGAACGUGCACUGCGGCCUCAGCUCCGGGCCCGUGCUGCUCGGCCACCUCGGCCUGUGCGUGCGCAGGGAGACUGCGGAGAACGAGUGGCUGGUGGAGACGCCGCGGCGCGCGCGCAACUCUCCUCAACGGGGUACAGCCUCGCGGAUAAACACCGCGGCCGCGACCGCGACUGCGGCCGCCAGCGCGGCCGCCGCGGCCGCCGCCGCCGCCAUCACGUCCAGCGUCAGCGUCGCCAGCGCCGCGCUGCGGCAGUCCAGCACGUCGCAGCGUACCAUCGUCACGUUGGAAUCAGAAUCGCCCUACAACUACUCACCCAGAGAUUCAAAAGCCGUCAAUCUAGUUCAUUCCUCAGUAAUUAGCAAUUUGAACCGGAAAUGGGGCCCCAAGGAGGAAGUUGUGAUUGACCACUUCACGCCCGGAGAUGCCAAAACGAAAAAGGAAGAUUCAGAAACAAAUUUGGUUGAAUCGCGCCGAUUAUAUGGAGGAUCCAAGAGCUCGUUAACUGAAUGCUGUUCGUCGUCGCAUGACGCUCCGAUCAAGAAAGCUGAAACCGUGUCAUUUUUGUCACCCGGUGAUAUCGAAAUAAAAAGGGAAGAUUCGGAAACUAAUUUGAUGGCGUCGCUUAAAUCAUCGAGAAGUUCCAAAAAUAUGGGGAUUGAAUGCUGCGAGUCGUCGCAGGACGUCGCGGCGGAGAAAACUGAAGCGACGACGUCCCGACCCUCCAAGCGAACUGACGGCCGACCCCACAACGACCCCAAAACCUGAUGAAACAGUACAAACGUAUUGCUGAUGAUGUGUAAAUGAUAAUUAUGUUAAAUCUUUUAUAUAUUGUUGUUGACUCAUUUUGGCGACGUUAAUUUGUAGUAAUUAUUGACAAUAAUUUAAUAUUAAAUAAAUAAAAGAGAGAUUUUUAUAUAGGUACAUAUUUACUCUGCCACCAGCGCUGUUACUAUUAUUCGCCUACGCGAAUAAUGUAUAACGAAAAAGAGUUGACUAUCACAUGUAAAAAGAAAAUUCCAUUAAAUUUUUGUGUAAUACGGUUCGGUUCUAGGAAAUGCUCUUAGCCUCUCAGUUUUAUAUAUUUGUAAUUAUGUAAUUCAAUAACUUAAUUUAUUUAAAAUAUCUUUGUAUAAUUUGGUAAAUAAUUAUUAAGUAAUUGUUAAUAUAGUGUAUUUAAAAUAUAAUUUU